This is a messenger RNA of Hylaeus anthracinus, 683 nucleotides long. RefSeq lists its product as uncharacterized. The record is from RefSeq and is a predicted model, not a curated record. NCBI's taxonomy places the organism in Eukaryota, Metazoa, Arthropoda, Insecta, Hymenoptera, Colletidae. The coding region runs from base 162 to 584 and encodes 140 amino acids. The transcript is spliced from 3 exons.
AUAAAAUUAAAAUAGUACGUUCAAAAAUCACUUUUAAAUUACAUAUGUCGCCCUAGAGGCGCCACUCGAACGCAAAGGGUUAAAAUAAUGCAGGAGUCAUGUAAGAAGAUGAUAAGAAGAAUGGAAAUAAGCUAGUAAUAACGAUAACGAGGAUCGAGGGAAUGACGGGAAGGUCCAGUACCAAACGAACGGGCUUGUGUCUGCUGGCACUAUUGCUGUGCUGCUUCACCAGCGACAACCUCUUCGUCGCCGCAGAGCCAGAACCGAUUCCAGCGGAGCUGCACUACAGCGACAAUUUCAUUAACAACGCCGAAAAUUUCAUUCUACUAAACAAGCUGAGUCAAGUGAUCGAGGAAAGAAAGGACACCGCGGAAAGGGGGAAAGAGUUAGAGAACGAGCAGAUGGUUAUUCAAACGGUGCUGGACGCCAGGGCGAAGACAAAGACGAGACUUCCCCCGGGUGACUAUUCCAUCGAGGAACUACCGACGCCCAAUGCCGUCGUAGGGCAAAUGCGACGUUCGGGGAAACGUACCGCUGCGUUAAGCUGUGAGUAUUUCUUGCAAUGCAUUGCGAAUAGAAAAUAAGAUCGUUAGGCCGAUCGAACACGGGCGCAACCGAUCAGUUUGAAAACUAGUGAAACUAGUUGCAUGCGACCGUGGAUCUAGGUAAAACAAAGAUAGCGA